This is a messenger RNA of Mesorhabditis spiculigera, 1524 nucleotides long. The record is from the annotation of a GenBank genome assembly. NCBI's taxonomy places the organism in Eukaryota, Metazoa, Nematoda, Chromadorea, Rhabditida, Rhabditidae.
AUGGAGAAGAACGAGGACUACGCGAAGCUCGAGUACUGGGACCGGCGAUUCGAGCAGGAGAAGUGCUACGAGUGGCUCUGCGACUUUGACGCCUUCUCCCAGCUCGUUCUGAAGCGCCUGAAGCAGCUAAAGCCCAACCCCCGCAUCCUGCACGUUGGCUGCGGCAGCUCGCAGCUCUCGAUGCGGCUCUACGACGCCGGAUUUCACGAUAUAACGAAUGUCGACUUUUCUGAGGUGCUCAUCUCUUCAUCGAAAGCUCGAUACGGCGAGGGCUACCCGGAAAUGAGAUGGAUUUGCGAUGAUAUGACGAGCCUCUGCCGACUGCCCUCCAAAAGCUACGAUGUUGUGCUGGAAAAGGCGACAAUCGAGGCGCUACUCGUCGGGGAGAAGAGCCCCUGGUCACCCUCGGAUUCGGCUCUGAAAAUGGUUGAUGACGUGUUCUCGUCGAUCAAUCGUGUCCUGACUUCUUCCGGUCUCUUCCUCUCCAUCUCGUUCACACAACCCCAUUUCCGGGUGCCGGCCCUGUUGCGAAGGUCGGAUUGGGGCGUCGAGGUGGAGGAGAUGGAUCGCGACACGGAUGCGGCUGUACGCGAGAAAUAUGGACGAUUGGCGGUAAACGCCGAGAAGCGCGGGCGCUCACCACCCACCCCACCUGGCUUGAUGUCGUUCAAGCUCGGCGACCGCGUCAUUACAGAAAACAACGGAAAGGGCGUGAUCGCCUUCAUCGGCACCACCCAGUUCGCCGAAGGUGAAUGGAACGGGCUGAUCCUCGACGAGCCGCGCGGCAAGAACAACGGCUCGGUGCAGGACGUGGCGUAUUUCGAGUGCGAGCCCGGCUACGGCCUCUUCGUUCCUACCAAAAAGCUGCGCCUCGAGAAGCCUGCCACCUCGACGACUCCGGCACGCCCGCAGACCCGCAGUCAAGCCUCGAAGCUCCGCGCCCCUACCUCCAAGCUCACCACGCCCGCUUCGACGCCCGGGAUCAGCCCGGCCGAGUCAGUGGAACAGCUGAAGGUCUCCCCACCGCAACAACCCACCACUUCCGCUCCACCCCCCAAGAAGGAGGCACCAUCAGGGCUGAAGCAACCUUCCUCCGUCACCCCGGCACCAAUUGACAUCAAGAAGCCGGCCGAUGUGGUCGAAGCGGCGCCCGCGUCCCCGUCCGUCAAGGAGCGCGCCCAGAAGAUUAUGGAGGAGCCCGCGCCGACAACGCAGAAUUGCCAAGUUGUCGUCGAGGAGCCGCCGCACGAGAAGCGCCCAAGCCUCCCCCCGCCACCCACCCUUCCCCCCGGCAUCAGCGAGGGCACCGAGGUCGACAUUCUGCGCUACGAGAACAAGGAUCUCAAGGAGAAGAUGGAGACGUUGAGGAUGCGCCGCCAGGAUGACCGGGAAAAGCUGAAGGAGCUGGACAAGGUGAAGAUGCAACUGCAAGUCCAGCUCGACAGCCGCCAGCGAAUGAUGGAACAACUGCAACAAGCGCUCGCCAAACUUGCCGAAAAGGAGAGGAGCUCAAAAAAAUUAAAU